GGGCACUUCUACCCCCUUCCUGCCUACCGGGCACUUCUACCCCUUCCUGCCUACCGGGCACUUCUACCCCCUUCCUGCCUACAGGGCACUUCUACCCCCUUCCUGCCUACCGGACACUUCUACCCCCUUCCUGCCUACAGGACACUUCUACCCCCUUCCUGCCUACAGGACACUUCACCCCCUUCCUGCCUACAGGACACUUCUACCCCCUUCCUGCCUACAGGACACUUCUACCCCCUUCCUGCCUACAGGGCACUUCUACCCCCUUCCUGCCUACAGGGCACUUCUACCCCCUUCCUGCCUACAGGGCACUUCUACCCUCUCCCCUGCCUACCGGCA
Molecule: messenger RNA, 339 nt
Organism: Staurois parvus
Lineage: Eukaryota; Metazoa; Chordata; Amphibia; Anura; Ranidae
Source: the annotation of a GenBank genome assembly